UUACUGCUGCAGCGUUGCCUCGACAACGAACACUGCGUUUAUGUGGUCCUCCUGAAGUGUCUCAGGGAACGUUUCAGCCUAACUAACUAAUAUACGCGUUAAAAAAGAUUUAAGUUCGCGUUUACAACAUAUAGAGACGGUUACUUGCUUCCGGUGUCUUAAUGUAGCUCGGUAAAUUUGGUUAAAGAUGAUAUCUAUUCACCAAAGUACACAGUUGGCGUGCGAAUAAAUCGGGUUAGUCAAUUAGCUUUCUAGCUAGCGUUAGCACGUCGAGCUAAUCUCCUUGCUUUAGAUAAUCCCAGUCUCUCUUCACCAUUACAAUCGUGUUCUAAUUUUACCAACGCGUUGUGAUUGACAGAUCAAGGUGGACUGCAACUAAUGAUCCCUGCAGUUUUAUAACCUACCUGGAACAUUUGCAGUAUACUUUCACCCCUUAAGAAAAAACACUCAGUGGAGAAAGAAGAUGGAGAUCAACCUUAAUCGAGUUGAUUAUAUUCAGGUUGGUGUGACAUCCCAGAAAACUAUGAGGCUGCUUCCAGCAUUGGGAAAAAAGGCAACCCAAAAGGUUGCUGUUGCUGAUCAUGAUGGUAUACUAACGUGUUUUGGGAUGAAGAAAGGAGAAGCAGUGCCCGUGUUUAAAACACUUCCAGGGCAGAAAAUAGCCAGAAUGGACCUUGGAGGAGCUGCAGGAACUCCACAGGAGAAGAUUUUUGUUUGUUCUGGUUCUCAGGUCCGAGGAUUCACCAAGAAAGGCAAACAGUUUCUCACCUUUGAAGCCAACCUCACUGAGAGCAUUAACGCCAUGCAUGUCUCAGGUGCUGAUCUUUUUGUGUGUGCGAGUUACAUCUACAACCACUACUGUGACUGCAAGGACCAAAACUACUACCUCUCUGGGGACAAAAUCAAUGAUAUCAUAUGCUUGUCCUCGGAAAAUGUGACUCGCCUUGUCCCGGUCCUGGCCUGCCAAGAUCGGGUUCUCAGAGUCUUGCAGGGAUCCGAGCUUGCCUAUGACAUUGAGGUCCCUGGCCCUCCAUCUGUCUUGGAACUGUACAAUAAAGACGGAGGAGAGGAAAUCCUCUGUGGAACUACAGACGGCAAUAUAGGAUUGGUCCAGAUCGGUGAGUGCUCAGCUGCGACCAAAUGGGAGAUUGAUAACGACAAAAAGAAAGGAGGAAUUCUUUGCAUCGACGCUUAUGACAUUAUGGGAGACGGUGUAAAUGACAUCCUGGUGGGAAGGGAUGAUGGGACAGUUGAGGUCUAUGGGUUUGACAGCGCCAAUGAGCCCACAUUACGCUUUGAACAUGUUUUGUCAGAGAGCGUGACUUCCAUCCAGGGUGGCUGCGUGGGGAAGGAGUCUUAUGAUGAGGUCUUGACUGCCACUUACACAGGAUGGGUAACUGGUUUGACCACUGAGCCCCAGAAGGCUGAAGCCGGCCCCGGAGAUGAGGUCAGAAUGAGUAAGGAGAUCCAGUCCAAAGUAGAAGCACUCAGGGCAGAGCUGGAGCAGCUGCAGGUCAAAGUCAAGCAGGGCCGUGAGCAGUACCAGCAGACCUCUCAGUCGAGCACAGCCGUCUCUGCUGUGCCCGUCUUUAGCAUCAAUGACAAGUUCACCCUCUGCCAGGACGAUGCUAGCUACAACCUCACUCUUGAGGUGCAGACAGCCAUCGACAACCUGCUGCUCCAGAGUGACGUCCCCAUAGACCUGCUGGAUGUGGAUAAGAACUCAGCUGUUGUCAGUUUCAGCGAAUGUGAUUCAGAGCAGCCUAAUGGGAACUUUCUCCUGGCCACAUACAGAUGUCAGGCUAACACUACCAGACUCGAGCUCAAGGUGAGGUCCAUCGAGGGACAGUAUGGGACCCUGCAGGCUUAUAUUACCCCCAGACUGCAACCCAAGACAUGCCAGGUCCGCCAAUACCAGAUCAAACCUCUGUCCCUCCACCAACGGACACACAGCAUAGACCAAGAAAGGCCUAUGAACAGGCUCAGUCUGGUGGGACAGUUCAGUUUUGCUGAGAUCCACUCCUGGGUGGUCUUCUGUUUGCCAGAGGUGCCCGAGAAAACACCAGCAGGAGAGAGCAUCACUUUCUAUUUCCAUAACACGUUUCUUGGGACACAGCUUGAAGCCACCUACUGCAAAGGGGAGGGUCACUUCAAGUCAGACAACAUCUCUACCAUCUCUAUACUGAGUGAUGUUCUCUCUAAAGAAGCCACCAAGAGGAAAAUCAACCUGAACAAUUCAUAUGAUAUCAACGAUGAGUCUGUGAGUCACACCCUGAAGAUGAUACAUCCAAAGCUGGAAUACCAGUUGUUGUUGGCUAGAAAGGUUCAGCUUAUCGAUGCACUUAAAGAGCUUCAGGUUCAUGAGGGGAAUGCUGACUUCCUCAUCCCAGAGUAUCGCAACAUCUUGGAUGAGUCCGCUAAUCUCCUUGAGGAGUACAAGAAACAGCCAGCGCACCUCGAGAGGCUUUAUGGAAUGAUCACAGACCUCUUCAUCGACAAAUUCAAGUUCAAAGGCCAGAAUGUGAAGACCAAGGUGUCCUCGUUGCUGGAGAUACUCGAUAAUUAUGACUUAAAUUCUCUGUUAGACUUUUUCAAUGAGGCAUGAUAUCAUGUAGAUCAGAGGGUAAUAUUUACUUGUCCUGGAGUGUCUUUAUUUGUGCUAUUUUUGUAUUGUAAAUACAAAACGUUUUGUUGUAUGGUAGUUACUAGCAGUGACAAUGUCAUGGUGUCAUUUAGAUACUUUUUGUCCUAAUAAUAGUGUACAUUAUUUAAAUAUUUAUAAUAUAUUUUGUUAGCAUCUAAAAAACAAAGGUAGUGAUUAAUAAACCACUACAAGGUUGCCAGCUUCCUCUUUUUAUUGGUGACUAAGUUUUGGUUGAGGUUUGAAAUUUCACACACUGUUAAAAGCACACAAAAUGUAUGUUUUUAUAACACCAUUACCAUAGCACUGUGAGUUCCUCCUCUUGAAAUAAAAAUGUUAUUUGUAA
Molecule: messenger RNA, 2987 nt
Organism: Sander lucioperca (pikeperch)
Lineage: Eukaryota; Metazoa; Chordata; Actinopteri; Perciformes; Percidae
Gene: bbs7
Product: Bardet-Biedl syndrome 7
Exons: 19
Coding region: 464-2605 (713 amino acids)
Biological process (GO): non-motile cilium assembly; intracellular transport; intracellular protein localization
Cellular component (GO): BBSome; membrane; axoneme
Source: RefSeq, a predicted model, not a curated record